CGCACUCAGUCGCGCGCCGACCGCCGAAUCGGCAACACGCCCUUAACAUCUCCUUAUAACCUUAGCACCCGCCCUGACGUUGUGCAGUGACCGAGUGAGAACGCAUACGCUGUGAUUUGUUUUGAGUGUGACGUCACUAAGUGCAAGUUGUGAACGUAACAUAAGUGUGUUUUAGUGCACUAUGCGGUUGUUAGCAACGUUAUGAAUGGUCUGGAUCGCUGCUUCUUCGAUCAACGUGAGUCUCAACAACAUGGAGAUGACUGCAGUUAUAGUUAUAUAAGCCUGGGCCGGCUGCACCCGUACGGCUCGGGCAGCGGCAGCGGAUCCAGCAACGGCAGCGGUCGUCGGCGCACGCGCAGCCGCGGCCUAUCCGACUCGCCAACAGCGCCCACUACACCCACGUCCGCGUCCGACAACGCGUCAGACGCGACUCUCACCGACUCUGAGUUGCCGCUCGCGAGGGACUCCACUCUACUCGUGCAAAACGGCAUGCUGAGAUCUACAUACGACCGGCCGGAUCACGAACGUUGUCUUCUGGAGGGUUCUCGGUUACCGCCUGAUGUGCCACCGCGGAAUCCAACAAUGUCUCGACUGAACGGCCGCAUCACGGGCAAUCCCGCUGACCUGGCCGACUUCGAGCCCUCAUGCCUCGUGCGUACGCCCUCGGGAAACUUCUAUGUGCCUUCAGGGGACAUACAAAAGAAUCCGUCAAUGGACUACAAGUCGAAUUCAUCGUGUAGUAGUCCAGGGAAACAAGACAAAAGUACCUUGGAGAGGAUGGAGAGAAGCGACAGGUCUCACCCGGCGUUCGGUGCGCCGGUGCCCGUCCUACCUGUUCGUAACAAUCUCCGCGCCUCUCAUUUCCCUCCUGCUGCCUCACGGUUCCACUUCAGGAAAGGCCUCUCUUCUAGAUGCUCUUGGAAGUGUACCGCAAUAGUGUUCAUAAUACUCUUCGUUCUUCUAUUUGCCAUCGCCUCUUACAUGUCAGCCUCAUAUUUCGUCAACUUGUCAUAUCAGAAUUCAAAAGCUUGUACAGUACUAGUCGGUGAAUCAACAGAAGUAUUUCCAGCGUCGAAGGCAACGACGCUCGAAUCUAGUAACAAAUCGCUUACAAGACCACACCAGAGUGCGCCUUCCUCGGGCUCAGGUAAAGAGGAAAAUCAUUCUCGCCCACGUAGAAGUGUAGAAGGGCAUGCUUCUGUAUCACCUUCUGUUUCUUCCAUGGAUUCUUCCACUGCUGUAGAUAUGCAUGAACUAAUCACUACGCCUUCUGUGAACACUGUUAGUUUAGUGCAUGGUGUGGCGUCGGUUCAAUCCGAUGAAACUACCAUCACUCAACCAAAUGAAGAAGAUGGGAAGGGGUCUAAUACGGCUUUUGUGUCUAGCAAUAUUAAUAACAUAACAGUGACCAAUAACAUAAAAGAUACUAAUAACGAAUCAGCUAAUAUUGGUAAAGUAAUGGUAAAUAAUACUAAUCAUCAAAACUUUUCGUUUGAUAAUUUAGUUACUAAGGAACCUAGUAUUACAACUUCAACAACUUAUACCACUUAUAAAAAUGUCAUGACAAAUAAAAGUAUCAUUCCCAUAAAGGGUAGCACAGUCACUAGCAUACCUACUGAAAAAAAUAAAUUGGCUGUAGAAGAACCAAUUGAACCUUCGUUAAAUUCUAUAAAUAAUGCUGCUGAAUUGAAUGAGGAACUCGACAAUAAUAGUAUUGCAUACGAACCAGAAUCUAUGCAAAGUGAUUCAUUUCCGUCGAUAUAUUCAUACGGUCUAUUAAAGCUUGAAUAUCUAAAGUUACUAGCUAAAUUGAAUGACGUUAAUGAAGAGUUACAUAUACAGAUAAAUGACGAAGACGAUCUUAAUAAAUUUCGUUACAAAGCUGAAGCCAGUUCGCUUGAAACUACGUUAGGUUCAACAGGAAUAAUAACCACAACUACCAUACCAAUAACAUCUACCUUAACUACAAAUACAAAUAAACCAACCACGUAUAAUAAUGUUGAAAUAACUAAUAAACAAACCACGUAUGAGAGUGCUGAUUCCACCACUACAACUCUAUUGACUACACAUGAGCAUGUUGGAUCAACAUCAUCAUCACCAUCGAGUGUCACUAAUCCUAACAAUGUGGUAACCAAUACAAAUUCAUCAACAGAGAAAUCUAAUAAUGAAACUUCUACUGUAAAUAUUGCUGCUGAGUCUAGGGUUCCAGAUGUAACUUCUAACCCAAAACACGUUUUGAUUAACUUAACAAUAUCUGCUGAUGACAAUGAAAAUUCAUCUUAUAAACCACUUUAUUCAUUAACAGUGACAGUUCCUACAGUUGGUGAUAGUAAUGAGAUUCCAACAGUAAAAAUUACUCCAAUGGACUCUGAACCUACCGCACCAACUAAUUUCAAUAAACCUAAGAUUGUCGAAGGCACCACUAAAUCAGAUAAAGUAGUCGAUACUGAAAGUAUAUGGGGAGGAAGUUGUGAAUGUUCUUGCCCCGUGUGUAAUGAUAACUCGACUGAUGAUUUCUAUGAAGAUUAUAUGGACAAAACAACAGUGGUUCCAAAAAAUGGUACAACUCUCGAAAGUCCUGAAAUUACGAGUACAACGGAACUUUCAACUUCAACUGAAAUUGAAGACUUUGCCGAAGUAAGUAUAGAUACGAGUACUGAGGGAGAAGCUACAACUACCGACGGCACCGACUAUCCUACUCAAACAGAAGAAGUUGCUUGUAGUACAGAAGCUCCAAAAUGUGUAUGUCCAAAGGUUAAACCUCCACCCAUACUUAUAUUGGAAGGUGCGCGAACAUUCCCCGCGCAGUCGUUCCCACCAGACGGGACGACAUUCAAACAAAUUACUUUAGGUGAAAAAUUAUCAAAAGAAAUCCCUCCAUAUAGUUAUUGGAACAUGCAAUUCUAUCAAUCAGAAGCAUCUUAUGUGAAAUUCGACUACAUGAUCCCACGAGGAGCUUCAAUUGGUGUCUAUGCGAGACGAAACGCACUGCCAACGCACACGCAGUAUCAUAUAUUGGAAGUACUAAGCGGAUUCAAAGCGAGAAGUACAAGGGCAUCACAUCCAUCUGUCAAGAAAGAAGUAACACAUUAUAUGGAGCAAGGCCACUGGUUUUUGUCAUUGUACAACGACGAUGGGGAUCCUCAGGAGAUCGCGUUCAUUGCUCUCGUAGCUGAAGAUAUGACGCACAACUGCCCUAACGGUUGCUCAGGCAAAGGAGAGUGCCUUAUGGGUCAUUGCCAAUGUCAACCAGGUUUCGGAGGAGAUGACUGUAGUGAAAGUGUAUGCCCAGUCUUAUGCAGCCAACGUGGUGAAUAUAUAAAUGGAGAAUGCCAGUGCAAUCCUGGGUGGAAAGGAAAGGAAUGUUCAUUGCGACAUGACGAAUGCGAAGUGCCUGAUUGUAAUGGUCACGGGCACUGCGUUAAUGGAAAAUGUUCCUGUGUGCGAGGUUAUAAGGGCAAAUUCUGUGGAGACGUUGACUGUCCACAUCCAACUUGUUCGGGCCACGGAUUCUGUAUCGAGGGUACUUGUGUCUGCAAAAAGGGCUGGAAGGGGUUGGACUGCGCGACCAUGGAUAAAGAUGCGUUACAGUGUCUACCAGAUUGCUCAGGGCACGGUACCUUCGACGUUGAUACACAGACUUGCAGUUGUCACGUACGAUGGUCCGGUGACGAUUGCUCAAAAGAGGUGUGCGAUCUAGACUGUGGUCCCCAUGGAAGAUGCGUUGGAGAAUCUUGUGUUUGUGACCCAGGUUGGACAGGAGAAUAUUGCACUUCAAAACUCUGUGAUGCCCGUUGCAGUGACCAUGGGCAAUGUAAAAACGGCACUUGUCUAUGUGUAUCUGGGUGGAACGGACGACAUUGUACUUUAGAAGGAUGCCCGCGAGGAUGUGCCGGUCAUGGUCAAUGCAGAGUAGCAAAUGAUGGGCAUUGGGAAUGUAAAUGCUUCGAUGGAUGGGAUGGACCGGACUGCACUACACUGAAAGAACAAAUCUGUGACGAUUCUAAAGACAAUGAUAAAGAUGGUUUAGUCGACUGCGAAGAUCCUGAGUGCUGUCAAAGUACCGCCUGCAAAGGCAGCCAACUUUGCGUGUCAUCGCCAAAACCAACAGAUAUUCUACUCCGCAAACAGCCCCCAGCAAUCACUGCUUCGUUCUUCGAAAGAAUGAAAUUCCUUAUUGAUGAAGGAAGUCUGCAAAAUUACGCCAAACAGGAGACCUUCAACGAAAGUAUGUUUUGGAAUCACUUCAACACGAGUCGGUCAGCGGUGAUCAGAGGGCGUGUUGUGACGUCUCUCGGCUCGGGACUGGUCGGCGUGAGGGUUUCCACCUCCACCCCUCUCGAGGGCUUCACUCUGACGCGGGAAGACGGCUGGUUCGAUUUGCUCGUGAACGGAGGCGGAGCAGUUACUCUACACUUUGGGAGGGCGCCUUUUAAACGCUCCUCGCAAGUUGUUUACGUGCCUUGGAAUGAGGUUGUGAUCAUCGAUGAGGUGGUAAUGACGACAUCUGAUGAGAAGGGCGGUAUGGGAGGCCCACAGGCGUGCCUGGCGCACGACUACGACGCAAUGAAACCGGUGGUGCUGGCCACGUGGAAGCACGGCUUCCAGGGCGCUUGUCCAGACAAAAGUGCCAUAUUGGCUGAAUCACAAGUUGUUCAAGAAAGUCUACAGAUACCCGGUACAGGGCUCAACUUAGUCUAUCACAGCUCAAGAGCAGCCGGCUACCUUUCCACCAUUCAACUGCAGCUAACUCCUGAGAAAAUGCCACCGACACUUGCUUUAAUACACUUGAGAAUCACCAUUGAAGGGAUACUCUUCGAGAAGACAUUUGAAGCGGAUCCAGUCAUAAAGUUCACCUAUCCUUGGAAUAGACUGAAUGUUUACAGACAAAGAGUGUACGGGGUGACCACCGCGCUAGUGAAGGUCGGGUACCAAUACACUGAUUGCAAAGAUAUCAUCUGGAAUGUCCAGACGACCAAACUGAGUGGACAUGACAUGAGCAUAUCUGAUGUCGGCGGAUGGAACCUGGAUAUCCACCACAGAUACAAUUUCCAUGAAGGUAUCCUCCAAAAGGGUGAUGGAACGAAUAUCUACUUGAAACACAAGCCGCGUCUCAUUAUCACCACAAUGGGUGACGGAAGACAGCGUGCCCUGGAGUGCGGCGGCGCCGGCGCGGACUGCAGCGGGCCGGCCGCGCGCCAGCGGCUGCUGGCCCCGGUGGCGCUGGCCGCUGCUCCCGAUGGUUCAAUCUUCGUUGGAGACUUUAACCUUGUGCGCAAAAUCAGCACAGAUGGCACUGUACGGACGGUGGUCAAAUUGAAUGCCACCCGCGUCUCUUACCGAUACCAUAUGGCUCUGUCACCCCUGGACGGUACCCUCUACAUCUCCGACCCAGAAUCGCACCAAAUUAUCAAAGUUCGCAACACUGACGACUACAGUGACCCUGAACACAACUGGGAGACAGUCGUUGGUUCUGGUGAGCGAUGUCUACCAGGCGACGAAGCACACUGUGGUGACGGUGCAUUAGCCAGGGACGCUAAACUCGCGUAUCCCAAAGGUGUAGCAGUUUCAAUAGACAAUGUCCUUUACUUCGCUGACGGGACAAACAUUCGUAUGGUAGACCGAGACGGCAUUAUAACCACCGUCAUUGGUAAUCACAUGCACAGAGCCCAUUGGAAACCAAUCCCGUGCGAGGGUACAUUGAGUGUUGAGGAAGUGCACUUACGAUGGCCGACAGAACUCGCUAUCAACCCACUGGAUAACAGUCUCCAUAUAAUCGAUGAUCAUAUGAUCUUGCAAAUGGCUCCUGAUGGUCGAGUAAAAGUUAUCGCUGGAAGACCUCUGCAUUGUCCAUCACCCAUGAGUGGAUAUGACAUGGAGUUGGCAACGUAUGCUACAUUAGUCAUGCCACAGAGUAUUGCUUUCGGUGCAGCUGGAGAUUUGUACGUUGCUGAAAGUGACUCUCAAAGAAUAAAUAGAGUCCGAUUGAUCACCACUGAUGGCAAGAUAUCUUUGUAUGCUGGUGCUGAGUCUAAGUGUAAUUGUUUAGAAAGAGGCUGUGAUUGUUUCGAAGCUGAUCACUUCCUAGCUUCUAACUCAAAAUUCAAUACAAUAUCGGCUGUAAUCGUGAGCCCUGAUGGUAUAGUCCAUAUUGCCGACCAAGCCAACUACAGAAUUAGAUCUGUCAUGGCGAGUAUUCCUGAUGCUAGUGGAGCAAGAGAAUAUGAAAUAUACUCACCCGAUACACAAGAGACAUACAUCUUUAAUAGAUUUGGUCAGCAUAUAAUGACGAAAAACAUUCUGACAGGCGAAAAUAACUACGUGUUCUCAUACACUGUCAAUACUAGCAAUGGAAAACUUAGUACUGUAACAGAUGCAGCUGGAAAUAAAGUAUUCCUUCUCAGAGAUUAUUCCAGUCUUGUCAACUCCAUAGAGAAUACCAAAGGUCAAAAAUGCAGACUUAAAAUGUCUAGGAUGAAGAUGUUACAAGAACUUAGAACACCCGAUAACUUCAAUGUGACAUUUGACUAUCAUGGUACUACUGGUUUAUUGAAAGCUAAAUACGAUAGUACUGGAAGAAGUUACAUCUACAAAUAUGACGAAUUUGGCAGACUAACAUCAGCUGUUACACCAACUGGAAGAAUCAUCAAUCUAACAUUCGAUCUCAGUCUCAAAGGCGCUACAGUUCUUGUUAGUGAAAACAACAGAAAACCUGUCUCAAUUCUAAUAAAGGGAUCUUCAGUAAAAACCAAAGUUGGAGAGGCUGAAAAGAAGACAAUAAUCUCAACAGACGGCAGUAUUACUUCCAGUUUGCCAUGGGGUCAUGUUAUAUCUACCGAUACUGUUCCUUACACUAUACUAUCAGAAAUUGACCCUAUUUUGGGAGAAAGUUACCCAGUACCAGCUAAACAAAGGACGGAAGUGGGCGGUGAUUUGGCAAAUCGUUUUGAAUGGCGAUACUUCUUGCGAAGGCUCCUGUCAAAUAAAGGAAAGAGUAGCAAAGCUGUAGCACAAAUAGGCAGGAAAUUAAGAGUCAAUGGUGAAAAUCUUCUCACUCUUGAAUAUGAUAGAGAUAGCUCUACUGUCGCCGUAUUCAUGGAUGAUAAAGUCGAACUACUAAAUGUCACAUACGAUAGAACUGCAAGACCAGUCAAAUGGGGACCGCGAAAUGGCAUAUUUGCAGAAGUCGAACUCGAAUAUGAUAGAUUUAAUAGACUGACUAGAUGGAGUUGGGGAGAUCUAAACGAAACAUACGGCUUUGAUAGAGCAGGACGGUUGCACGAAAUCCGAUAUGGCGAUGGAUCAUCUUUAGCGUACUCUUUCAGAGAUAUGUUUACUAGUCUGCCAUUGAAAGUCACAACACCUAGAGGUAGUGACUAUCUUUUAGACUAUGACGAUUCUGGUGCUCUGCAAAAUCUUACUACACCUCGAGGCCAUAUUCACACGUUUGCCCUUAUGACAUCGCUUGGGUAUUUCAAAUACCAAUAUUUCUCACCAAUGAAUAGACAUCCCUAUGAGAUUUUGUACAAUGAUGAUGGCCAUAUCUUAGCAAAAAUAUUCCCACAUCAGUCUGGAAAAAUUUUGUAUGUGUAUGAUAGCACUGGCAAAUUAGAAACCAUUCUUGCUGGCGCAUCUGCCAUAAGAUACGUGUACCACGAAAAUACGCAUCUCGUUAAAAAUGUAGAAAUCACCGAUCCCGAUUAUGAACUGAAACAAGAUUACAAAUAUCACGCGGGCAUACUGAAAGAUGAGAAAAUGAAGUUCAAUUCAAAGAGUGGACUCAACAACGCCCAUUUCAAGUACCAGUAUGAUGGUAACGCACGUCUCUCUACUAUCGAUGCUAAUAUCAACAGCAAAGAAAUGCCCCAACUCAGACUGAAAUAUAACCAGAACCUUGGCAUUCUUGAAGGAGUGAGUGACUUGAGAAUUUACAGGAAUACUUUCAAUCGUUCAGUCAUGCAGGAUACCAGCAAGCAGUACUUUACCAUAACAGAUUACGACGAUCACGGCAGAAUUAAGACGGUACUAAUAAACAUUAAGUCCUUUGAUGUAUUCCGCCUUGAAUUGGAAUAUGAUGUGAGAAAUAGGAUAAAAACGAAAAAGAUGAUGAUUGGCGACACUUCGUCCAAUGAACGAAUUAGCUAUAACUAUGAUGGUCACUUGAUGGAAGUAGUUGGAUCCGAAGACGACUGGAAAUAUGUUUACGAUGAGAAUGGUAAUGUGAUUGGUGUCAUCGAACAUGGAGAGAAGCGUUACCUCGGCUACGAUAUUGGCGACAGAGUUGUUCAAUACGGCGAUAUAGAAUUCAGCAGUUAUGACGGCCGUGGCUUUGUCAUUCGGCGUGGUGAACAGAAAUACAGGUACAACUCACGUGGUCAAUUUAUCCAUGCGUUCGAAAGGGAUAAAUUCCAGAUGUGGUAUUAUUACGAUGAUAGAAACAGACUUGUCGCUUGGAAGGAUGAUAAAAGUAACAUUACUCAGUUCUUCUACACUAACCCACAAACGCCUAAUCUGAUAACACAUAUGCACUAUCCCAAGACCGAGAAGACCGUUCGAUUCUUAUAUGAUCAGAGAGAUUUCUUGACUUGUAUUGAGACAGAAGAUCAACGGUUUUAUGUCGCUACAGAUCACAAUGGUUCACCUUUAGUUGUGUUUGACGUUAAUGGUGAAAUCGUAAAAGAAAUAAAACGUAGUCCUUUCGGAAAAAUCAUCAAAGAUACUAACCCAGGUUUCUAUGUACCUGUGGACUUCCACGGCGGUGUAUUUGACUACAAUACCAACCUGAUAUAUCUGGAGAACAGGUUAUAUGAUCCUAUGGUCGGACAGUGGAUGACGCCGAGCUGGGAACAUCUUGCAACCAAACUGAGUCUACCGACAGACAUAUUUAUAUACAGAUUUAAGAACAACGAUCCUAUAAAUAAGAACCAGAAUGUUCCGUAUAUGACUAACUUGGGAAGCUGGUUACAACUGUACGGGUAUGAUCUAAACAAAAUGAUGGGAUCGAAAUAUAUCACCGAUAUGAUUUUCCAACCGAUGACAUCAGUCACUGCCUCUCAAUUGGCCCCCGAUUUUGGAGUCAUGUCUGGACUUCAGUGUAUCAUUGAAAAGGUGAACGACAAAUUAUCGGAUAUAGACUUCGUGCCUACUCCAUUACUGAAAAUGGAACCGAUAACAAGGAAUCUAUUGCCCAGAGUGUCCUACAAGCGAGGAGUAUUCGGUGAAGGAGUUCUCAUCUCGAGGGUCGAUGGCAAAGCAUUUAUCAGCGUAGCGGAUGGCGCCAACAGUGUAGUUGAAGACGUCAUUACAACAGUCUUCAACAAUUCGUACUUUUUAGAUGUGCACUUUAGCAUUCACGAUCAAGAUGUGUUCUACUUUGUGAAGGAUAACUCGCUGAAGAUCAGAGAUGACAUGGAAGAAUUAAGGCGGUUAUCUGGAAAAUUCAAUGUGUCACAAGAUGAAACGAAUGACCAGGGAUUGGAGGUACGUGUUCAUGCGGUUGGCAAAGGUUCCGCCCAAGCAGUCAUAGUUCUGCGUUACGGCGUCGAUCCAACACAAGAGCGUAUUAAACUGCUAAAACAUGCUCACAAACGAGCCGCCGCCAGGGCAUGGGAGAGAGAGAAGGCCCUAGUCGCCGCUGGCUGGGAAGGCCGAGGAUCUUGGACAGAAGAAGAGAAGGAGGAACUAAUCUCCCACGGAAUCGUAGACGGGUGGGCGGCCAGAGACGUCCACUCGGUGUCCAAGUACCCACAACUAGCGGACGAUCCCGCGAACAUAGUGUUCGUCCGCGACGGCAGAAGAAAACGAAGAAAGAGCGGCAGAGCGCGCCACCGCUCGUGAUUUUUCUGAACGUGCCAUAACUCAACGCCUGUACACAGAAAGUGAGAAACGCGAUCCACACUCGACUAGAUGGCUGUUCUUGCGUUCUGAAACUCGGUAGGGUUUUAGUUCUUACUGUUUUUUAUAGGACUGAAGUGUUUUCGUAGGUCUGCCUCGAUAACGGUUUCUAAAUAUAAAGAAAAGGCUCUUGUGAUCGGUGUAGUUCAGAAGAUAUUCGUAUGUAAGAUUAGAACUGAAGGUAUCGAAGUGAAAGAAUUAAAAUUGACUCUGAAUGAUACGGAUAGAGUUUAUUACGUUUAUGUAGGCUACAGCAAAAUUGUUUACAAGCGAGCUCAUUUCGUUUACGUACUUAGGCGUAUGUUUAAUCCUAUCCUAGCUUAUUAAUUUUCGCUCCUUAUUUGUCAGACUGAAACGAAUCUCUUAUACUCCUCACAACAGGGUACCGAGUCAUAAUUAAAAACAUAUGUAAUAAUAAAUCUAAACAAUAUGUCAAACAAAGCAUAAUAAUGGAACCAAAAAUACUCAAUUGCGAUCACACUUUAUAAACACAAUUGAUAUUAAUUUAUUAUAAAUAUUUUAUUUAAUCCCAUGUACACAUCACUUAGGAUAUUGUUUACACAAAAUCAUGUAUACCCAAACAUAUUUUAGCCAAAUAUUUCUUUCUCUAUAUUAGGUACUUGUAAAUAAUAUUUUAUUCUUGUAGUGGUUCCUUUAAUGUUAGACCUAAGGUCUUUUUUACUUCGCAAUACUAUUACUAUUUAAGCAAUAAUUUUAUAUUUUUUAUAAACCACAUGCGUCUGACUCAACCGUCAACCGUUAUUUUCGCUAGUACUGCCAUUGAACCUUGUCGCAUUAAAUUUGCAGAGUGCAGAAUUCCAUUUUCAAAUCAGUUCCCUCUAACAAUAGAUUUUGUUCGGAGCGACAGAGUUCUAAGUAGACACACUAAUCCAGUAAAAGUAGCAAGGCCUCGUAAAAUAAAAUAGACGAAUAAAUAAAUUAAUUAAAAUUUACAGAAACUUUAAUACGUACAUUCUGCAUGUGUUGUGCAAUAAUCAAACAGUAGGGCAUACGGUUACUGAACCGUUUAGGGUCAUACUUCUUGCUGACUUAUUAAGCCGCAUGUUUCCUUAGAGACUGAAUUAUUUUUUAAUUUAUAUUGACAGUGUGGGCAGGUCUACAUCGCAGCCAGUCUCUUCUAGGUUUUAUCAGAAAAAUACUGUUCGCACAAAAUUGGUUUUACAAAUUAAUAAUAGAUCUAAACAAUAAUUAAUAUAUACGUUUUUUUUACUAUUAUUAUUAUUAUUAAGACAGCACGUGCGAUGUAGACUUGCCCACACGGUCAGCCGCUGACUUGUGACUCGUAUUUCCUAAUGAUAAGUCAGCGAGAAGCAAAAAAAAAAGUUGUAAUUAAAAAAAAGUAGUAUAUAUAAUAGUACAUGUCCAUAAAUGUGUCUCAUUUAAAUUGUGGUGUCUAUUCCGUGUUAGAAUUACUUAUUAAUGCUAGUUGACUGAGUGGUUGGUGAUAUGAAGCGGAUAUUUUUACAAAAAUAUAAAAUAUAUUGGGGAAAUGGAAUAUAAACUCCCGGGUCCGCGGCGUAGACCCAUGCGAUGGUGAUAUUUUUUCAAAAUGUGACUAAACGAAGCAAUACAUUGUAAUGUAAUACGUCUUAUCCUUUAUUUAGUAAUUAUAAGUAUUUUAAUUUAAAUUAAUAAUAUAUAUAUAUAUAUAUAUUAUAUAUAUAUAUCUAUGUGAAUGUAGUUAUUCAUUUCGCGGUGAUAUUUACUAGAGCAGUAUAUUAUCUUUUUUAUAAUGUAUAAAGAUUCUAAUUUGUAAAUAGGUACUUAAUGAGGAUGUAAUCUGUAAAAAUAUUGUACAUAUCUUUACGCUUUGAUUAUUUUUAACGUAAACCCAUAAGGAAUUUAGUGUAACUGAAAAAUGUAAUAUAUCAAACUGUUUCGGGCGGAAGGUUAUAAUACUAUUACACGAACUCGACAGUAAAUAUGGAGCCUGGAAUUGUAAGAUCUGAAUUCUAAUAUAAAUGUUAUGAGUAACUCAACGGAACAUUUGAGUGCUCACAAAAUGUCUUGAAUUGAGUUACUCAUCAGCAGAAUCUAAAUGCAAUAUGUGUACGUUUAGCUACCAUCGACAAUUUACCAUAGACUUCAAUUUUUAGAUUUUUAGAGAGCUUGAAAGAUACGGAAUUCACGAUAAAACGGUAUUUACAAGUAGAACUGAUUCCUCGUACUGCAUUUAAUUUAUACUACUGUAGAUAACGACGCGUAGACACCAAUAAGCUUUGUACACUGUGACGUUGCGUAAUUAUUUAUUAUAUUUUAGUCUCAAUUACAUUUUAUAUACACUAUGAAUUAUUAUUAAAUUACUUAUCAUAACAAACAAAAUAAAAUAAAUGUAUUUUAAAUAAAAAUUAACUAUGAAAUAAUAAUGCCCUGUUUAAAUGUGUUUUAUAUCAAAAUAUAUUAAGAAUAACCAAAAAUAUUUAAAAAAAAAUUGUCCAUAUUAAAAAAAAAAUUAAUAACAGCUCAAAUUAUUUUUAUGUGAUUUCUAUGAUUUGAAUAUGCAUUGAAUAUAAUCCACUAUUUAUAUACUUAAACAAUUUUGUUAAUUGAUAACAUUGAACUAUUGCAAUUUAUUAAACUUACCUACUUAUCUAUACAUAAGAACCUCCUACCUACCUAAUGUACCUUCCUAUCUACUAUCAUGUUUUCCUAAAAAUAUAACCUCAUUUAAUCUAUCACCCCAUAUAACCAUAAAGAACCAAACCAGUAAAACACUCGUAUGUUUUCUUAAAAUGUAUACCUUUUUAAGGUAGAUAUUUUACUCGGUAUUUUUACUGGUCACUCUGUUACCCCUUAACUCUAUCUCCCACCAUAUAACCAUAACCCUGAAAAGACCUAUAGGUACACUGAAAAAUAGGCAAACUAAUUUUUUUUUGUAAUAGUUUGUGCUUGUGUGAGUAAUUUUCAGUUAACACUAUAACUUGUAUUAGUGUGUGGUAGCCCGCAACAGCGCAGUGUGCUAGCUUGAAAUCUUUGAAUGUGUAUAGAUAGUUUACAGUCAUACUCGGUUAGUUUGGCUCGUGUGCGUGCUACGAGAGGUGAUGUAAGCAUGUACAAUAAUAAUUAUAGAAGUAUUCUAAUGGAAUAUGUAAUAAAAUAUUAAAAUAUAAA
Molecule: messenger RNA, 13026 nt
Organism: Galleria mellonella (greater wax moth)
Lineage: Eukaryota; Metazoa; Arthropoda; Insecta; Lepidoptera; Pyralidae
Gene: Ten-m
Product: teneurin-m
Exons: 20
Coding region: 202-9837 (3211 amino acids)
Biological process (GO): motor neuron axon guidance
Source: RefSeq, a predicted model, not a curated record